Molecule: messenger RNA, 3698 nt
Organism: Solanum verrucosum
Lineage: Eukaryota; Viridiplantae; Streptophyta; Magnoliopsida; Solanales; Solanaceae
Exons: 9
Coding region: 245-3535 (1096 amino acids)
Source: RefSeq, a predicted model, not a curated record
UAGACAAAGCAACAGGAAAUAUCUCAUUUGGGUUUGCGGCCCAUAUAGCAAUUGAGAAUUAGUGGUGCUGUUUAAGAGUUAUUAGUUAGCCAAAACCCAUUUCCCGGGUAAAACCAAACAGAAAAUAACGAUCAUCAUCAUUCCCAAGAAAAGAAAAGACAUGAACUUCUAUCCACAAAAAACAACUCGUCUUCAACUCAAAUAAUCUUUAAAAAUUGUUAGAGAAAUUGUUGUCAUAAUAGUUAUGGCUGAUUCUUUAUGCAAGUUCUUGGAUGCUCGGUGUAUAACAGGUUCUCAAUUCUUGGCCACCUAUUUUUCUGCCCAAAAACCCCUCCUUUUCCCAACUCUUGUCAGAAGAAAAAGAAGAAGAAAAUCACUUCAAAUUGCUUUCUGCUCCACAUCCAUUUCCCCAUAUCUUGAUGUCGUCUCUACCCAUGAGCAUUCUGAUGGCACUUUACUGUUUCGGUUUGGGGACCCAAGUGAGAUAGAGAAAGAGGUUGAAUUGGAGGAAUCCCUUUUGGGGGUUGAAGAGGUUGGAAGGGAUAGUGAGGAGGAAUUUAGUGUGGUGAACGUUUUAGAUGGUGAUAAUGAGAGAGAAGUCAUUGUCAAGAAAGUAGAGAGGGAAGCCAGGGGUGAGGCUGUGACUGUGGUAACUGAUGCUGGUGUCUCUGAAUCAGUAGUAAUUGGCAAUGGAAGGAGUGAUUUUGUCGAAGUAGAGACUGGAUUGAGUGAAAAUUUUCUUGGAGAUUCCGCGGAUGAAAUUGGUUUGAUUUCACCUGAAGGAAUUCAAAAUGAAUCUGUAGCUGAAGUCGGUAUUGAGAAUGCAGGACAUGUUGAGGAGAUUUUUGAAAAGAAAGAUGAUAGUGAAGCUUCAGUUCCACCACCACCAGAGAAUUCUAUUCCUUCUUUGGAAGUUGAGGAAAAAAUGAUGGGUCAAUCAAGUGAUGAAUCAUUUGAAGAAUUGGAUGAUGACAAUUCACUUCUUUUAAGUUCACCUGCAGCAAUGCCUGUUUAUUCUGAUUCGGUAAACACUAAGGAAAUUGAAGAAUCUGAGGGAGAAGGUUCAAGUCAAUUUACAGAGAAUGAUGGUGGCAAGGAUUGCUGUGAUGAUUCAACUCAUUCGAUGGAAAAUGGUGAUAUUGAGGCAGUGGACAAUGAUAUUGAGAUUGUCCAACACACAGAACAAAUAUCUGAAAAUAUUGAUCCUAUAUUGGAAGGGCCCGUGGAGAGUGUUCCAGAAGGAAUUAAUCUGGGGAAUACCGAAACUGUUGCUGACGAAAUUAGUCCAGAGAAUACUCCCGAGGGAAUUAAUAUGGGGAAUACUGAAACUGUUGUUGACGAAAUUAGUCCAGAGAAUGCUCUCGAGGGAAUUAAUCUGGGGAAUACUGAAACUGUUGUUGACGAAAUUAGUUCAGACAAUGCUCCUGAGGGAAUUGAUCCAGGGAAUACUGAAACUGUUGUUGACGAAAUUAGUUCAGACAAUGCUCCUGAGGGAAAUGAUCAGGGGAAUAGUGAAACUGUUGUUGACGAAAUUAGUCUAGAGAAUUCUCUUGAUCAGGGGAAUAGUGAAACUGUUGUUGACGAAAUUAGUCUAGAGAAUGCUCCUGAUGGACUUGAUCUGGGGAAUACUGAAACUGUUGUUGAGGAAAUUAGUCUAGAGAAUUCUCUUGAUCUGGGGAAUACUGAAACUGUUGUUGAGGAAAUUAGUCUAGAGAAUUCUCUUGAUCUGGGGAAUACUGAAACUGUUGUUGAUGAAAUUAGUCUAGAGAAUUCUCUUGAUCUGGGGAAUACUGAAACUGUUGUUGAUGAAAUUAGUCUAGAGAAUUCUCUUGAUCUGGGGAAUACUGAAACUGUUGUUGAUGAAAUUAGUCUAGAGAAUGCUCCUAAUGGACUUGAUCUGGGGAAUACUGAAACUGUUGUUGACGAAAUUAGUCUAGAGAAUUCUCUUGAUCUGGGGCAUACUGAAACUGUUGUUGACAAAAUUAGUCCAGAGAAUGCUCUAGGGGGAAUUAAUCUGGGGAAUACUGAAACUGUUGUUGAGGAAAUUAGUCUAGAGAAUUCUCUUGAUCUGGGGAAUACUGAAACUGUUGUUGAUGAAAUUAGUCUAGAGAAUUCUCUUGAUCUGGGGAAUACUGAAACUGUUGUUGAUGAAAUUAGUCUAGAGAAUGCUCCUAAUGGACUUGAUCUGGGGAAUACUGAAACUGUUGUUGACGAAAUUAGUCUAGAGAAUACUCCUGAUGGACUUGAUCUGGGGAAUACUGAAACUGUUGUUGACAAAAUUAGUCCAGAGAAUGCUCUAGGGGGAAUUAAUCUGGGGAAUACUGAAACUGUUGUUGACGAAAUUAGUCCAGAGAAUGUUGAUAUUAGGCAUUUGUCUAUGGAUGCUGAAGACCAGAGUAUCGAAGUCCUUAAUUUUGAAAAUGAUGAUCAAACCGAGCUGAGUAAUUUGUCUGUAGAUACAGAAGAUCAGGCUUCCCGAAAUAGUACCUUCAAGGAUAGUGAUGAGACUGAUGUGAUUGAAGUAAUGCCUGAUUCUCCUAAGCUGGAGGCUGAACCAGUUUUUGAUGAGGAAGUUGAUCACAACCUAAUAUCAGACUCUAAUGAAAGUGAAAGUCCAUUACCGUCAGAUGAAAAUUUGCCUAGCUUAUCCUUGGAAGAAGAAAGAAAAGAAGAUGUAGAAAACACUGAGAUCAUGGAAGUGUAUGGUCAUGAAGUGGUUGAGGAUAAAUCUUCAGAUGUCUUAGACAGCAGCAAGGAAGCUACACCAGCAGCAGCAGAACUACUUCUGUCCUCUGGUGCUACUUUAUUGCAAUAUCCCUCCAAGGCAUUCGCAGGUGGACACGAAGCAUAUUUUAUUGCUUGUGGGAAGUGGCUAGGGGUAGCUGAUGCAGUUGGUUCCUGGUCAUUGGAAGGGAGUGAUCCAGGAGUAUAUGCCCAGGAACUCAUGCAAAAUAGUGAAUCCAUUGUUUCUCAGUGCGACACGGAUUCAAUAAAUGACCCUAAGCAAGUCCUUAAUCUGAGCGUCUCAAAAACAGAUUCCCCUGGAUCUUCAACAGUCUUGAUUGCUCACUUUGAUGGAAAGGUUCUUCAUGUGGCUAAUAUUGGCGACUCUGGAUUUAUCAUAGUAAGGAAUGGCAGUGUUUAUAGGAAGUCAUCACCCAUGCUUCAUGAAUUCAAUUUGCCUAUUCAAAUUGAGAAAGGCGAUGAUCCAUCUCAACUUCUGGAGGAAUACAAGAUAGAGUUAGAUGAAGGGGACAUCAUUGUCACUGCAACAGAUGCACUUUUUGACAACUUAUAUGAUCAAGAAAUAGUGUCAAUCGUCUCAAGGUCACUGGAAGCUGACAAAAGUCCUCAGGAAAUUGCGGAGAUUUUGGCAACAAGAGUGCAACAAGUGGGUAGUUCUGCUUCGGGGAGAAGUCCAUUUGCUGAUGCAGCUCAAGCAGCCGGAUAUGUUGGGUAUACUGGUGGCAAGCGCGAUGAUGUCGCUGUCAUUGUAUCACUAGUUCAAAAGGUAAUCGUGUCAAAUGACAACUAGUAAUAUUACACAUAGUUCCACGUAAAUUCUUUAAUGUUUCGCUUCCACUUUGUAAGCAGUUUUGAUGUCUCAAAGAAAGUAACUGUAACAUCUAUGUUGAUGGGGUUCAGUUGCUUCAUUGAAAUGUAAAUUUAUGGCAUCUGAUUCCUAUGCCUACACCAUC